AUGAAAUCAAAAUUAGAUAAUAAACUUGGUGAAAUGAGUAGAAAAAGAAUAUUAUCAAAGUGUUAUAAUGAAAGAAAAGAGUGUUUAAAUAAUUGUGGCUUAAAAUGGAUUAACAAGGAAAAUAAUGUAGACAAAAAUAUGAUAAAUGUUAGUGAGCUUUUUACAUGGUUGCUGGAACAAGUAGAUCAUUGGAAAGUUAUGGAGUCAUUAAAUGAUAUUCAGGCAAAAAUUAAAUCACAUGAUGUUACAAUUAUUGGUUUUUUUUAUGAUGAAAAUUCAAGUGGUGCAAAGAUCUUCAAAGAGGUAGCAAAUAAUUAUAAAGAAUAUCUUUGUGGUUUGAGUAAAAAUGAUCAUGAUUUUGAUGAAUUUAUUGAUGGAAUAAAAAAUUCAGCUGAACAGUUUAGAGGCAAAAUGAUGUUUGUUAUAUUUGAUGUUGAUAAUGAUGAUGAAAUGAAUUUUUUAUCAAGCUCACUUGGCAUAGAAAGAGACCAAUUACCUUCAAUUAUAUUUGAUGGUAUUUUUGGUGAGGAGAGACUAUUGCACAAACCAGAAAAUCCAUUUGUUACUGUUGAAAAUAUUACGAAAUUCAUUGAACAGUUUUAUGAUGAUGGAAUAAUAAAAUUAAUUUUAGAACAAGAUUUGCCACAGGAUUGGAAUGAACAAAUGGUUAAAAUUGUUGCAGGUGAUAAUUUUUCUAAAGUUGUACUUGACACAAGUAAACAUGUGCUUGUUUUAUUUUAUCAACCUGAUAGACAUCUUGAACUUGAAAUGAUUAUGAAUGAGCUUGCUGAUGAGUUUAGAAAUUAUGAUGAUAUUGGCUUUGCUAAAUUAAAUCUCCAGGCAAAUAAUCUUGAAGUUGCAACAUCACCAACUGAUGCUGAUAUUUCGUUGUACAAAAAAGAAACAAACGAGGCGAUCGAGGAAUAUCUGCAGGGAAAAACUAAUGGAAAUUUUGAAACGCUUGGCACAAAUAGAUUUUACUAA
Messenger RNA from Aphidius gifuensis, 984 nucleotides. Its product is annotated as protein disulfide-isomerase-like. The record is from RefSeq and is a predicted model, not a curated record. The transcript has 4 exons. Gene Ontology annotation, cellular component: endoplasmic reticulum. Gene Ontology annotation, biological process: response to endoplasmic reticulum stress; protein folding. The coding region runs from base 1 to 984 and encodes 327 amino acids. Lineage: Eukaryota; Metazoa; Arthropoda; Insecta; Hymenoptera; Braconidae. Gene Ontology annotation, molecular function: protein disulfide isomerase activity.